GUCCACUAUAUGAGAUUUAAGAGCAACAAGCCCAUCUCAAUAGGAAAACAAUGGAAAAUUUUCUUUCCUCGCUCACUUUUCUCCUUACCUUCUUGAUGAUUUUUAUUUCUUUCAAAUGGAUUUCAUCACAUUCCAAAAUGAAAAAAAAGUUACUUCCUUCUCCAUGGAAAUUUCCUGUUAUUGGAAAUCUCCACCAACUAGGCUCAGACCCUCAUCGCUCCCUCCAAGGCUUGUCCCGAAAAUAUGGUCCAAUCAUGCACCUUCAUUUGGGCAGUGUACCUACGCUUGUAGUCUCCUCUGCUGAAGCAGCCCAUGAAAUCAUGAAAACCCAUGAUUCUUCGUUUGCUAAUCGUCCCAAUUUAACCAUACCAAACAUAUUAUUGUAUGGUUGCAAGGACAUUGCAUUUUCUCCUAGUGGGAAAUACUGGAGACAAUUGAAAAGCAUGGUAGUAAAACAUCUUCUUGGUAAUGCCCAAGUGACGUCAUUCCAGAAGGUAAGAGAAAAGGAGCUAGGUCGUAUGCUAGAUGCCCUUGGAGAAAGCUGUGGUUCAUCUGUUGAUAUUGGUGCAAUGUUUGUGUCACUUACAGAAAACAUAAUAUGUUCCGUGGCACUUGGGAAGACAAGUGAUGGGUCAGAUCUCAAAAAAAUAAUACAAACUUUCUUAGACAUGUUCACUUUUUUUAGUGUUGGCACUUAUGUUCCAUGGUUGUCAUGGGUUGAUCAUGUUACUGGUUUAGUGGGACGGGCUAAAGCAGUUGCUAGACAAUUUGAUGAGUUUCUUGAAGGUGUUAUCGAAGAACAUGUAAUGAAGAAAGGAGCGGCUGAAGCAGUCCCAAACAAAGGAAAAGACUUCGUUGAUAUUUUACUAAACGUCCAGAAAGAUGGAACAACGGACUUUACCUUUCAAAGAGAUACUGUUAAAGCUGUAAUCUUGGAUGUAUUUGUUGGCGGAAUAGACACUGCAGCAUCAAGUCUAGAGUGGGUAAUGAGCGAGCUAGUAAGACACCCAGGAGCAAUGAAAAAGCUACAACACGAAGUAACCGAAGUAGCUCAAGGAAGACACAUAAUUGCUGAGGAGGAUUUGGAGAAAAUGCAUUAUCUAAAAGCCGUCAUACAAGAGAGCUUGCGACUGCAUAUGCCAGCCCCACUUCUACUUCCACGGAUAUCCACACAAGAUGUGAAACUAAUGGGGUAUGAUAUUCCAGCACGUACACAAGUUAUUGUCAAUGCUUGGGCGAUAGGAAGAGAUCCUAUGUUGUGGGAAGAAGCAGAAGAGUUUAGACCUGAAAGGUUCUUGAAAAAUAAAAUUGACUACAAAGGCCUUAAUUUUGAGUGGCUUCCAUUUGGUGCUGGUCGAAGAACAUGCCCUGGCAUUCAAUUUGGAGUAGCUAUCAUGGAGCUUGCAGUAGCAAAUAUCGUAUACAAGUUUGACGUUGGAUUGCCAAAUGGAGUCAAACACGAGGACUUGGACAUGAGUGAGAAAUAUGGCGUUAUACUCCGUAAGAAGUCCCCCUUAGUACUUACUACAACCGCUCGGUUCUAGUGAUUGGUCCUAGUAUAUAUGUAUGCUUCCGUGGUACUAAAUAUAUGAUUCUAGUGACCGAUCAAAGUAUGUAAACUUUUAUGGUCGUAAAUAAAUGAUUCUCGUGUACUCAGUAACUAGCAGAUAUAUUCAUAUUGUUAAUUAUUGUUUCGGCCUA
Helianthus annuus (common sunflower) is the source of this 1701-nucleotide messenger RNA. RefSeq names its product cytochrome P450 Tp4149. The transcript has 2 exons. The coding region runs from base 51 to 1544 and encodes 497 amino acids. The record is from RefSeq and is a predicted model, not a curated record. Gene Ontology annotation, molecular function: monooxygenase activity; iron ion binding; oxidoreductase activity, acting on paired donors, with incorporation or reduction of molecular oxygen. NCBI's taxonomy places the organism in Eukaryota, Viridiplantae, Streptophyta, Magnoliopsida, Asterales, Asteraceae.